AUGGCUUCACGAACUGAGGAGGAUCUCUCCUGUCCUGUCUGCCAUGACAUCUUCGUAGAUCCUGUUGUCCUGUCAUGCAGCCACAGCUUCUGUAAAGACUGUCUGAAGAGCUGGUGGAGGGAGAAACAAACACACGAGUGUCCGGUUUGUAGGAGAAGAUCUAUACUGGGGGAACCACCUCGUAAUUUGGUGUUAAAGAACCUGUGUGAGAGCUUCUUACUGGAGAGGGAUCAGAGAGCUUCAGCAGGGUCUGGGUCUCUCUGCAGUCUGCACUCCGAGAAACUCAAACUCUUCUGUCUGGACCAUCAGCAGCCAGUGUGUCUCGUCUGCAGAGAUUCAGUGACACACAACAACCACAGAUUCAGACCCAUCGAUGAAGCUGCACAGGAUCACAGAGAGGAGCUCCGGAAGCACCUGAAACCAGUAAAAGACAAAUUGAAGGUUUUUAAACAAGUUAACGGAAACUGUGAUCAGACAGCAAAACACAUUAAGGUCCAGGCCCAACACACAGAGAGACAGAUUAAGGAGCAUUUUAAGAAGCUCCGCCAGUUCCUACAAGAGGAAGAGGAGGCCAGGAACGCUGCUCUGAGGGAGGAAGAGGAGCUGAAGAGUCAGAUGAUGAAGGAGGAGAUUGAGGCUCUGAGCAGAGAGAUAGCAGCUCUUUCAGACACAACCAGAGCCACAGAGGAGGAGCUGAGAGCUGAAGACGUCUCAUUCCUGCAGAACUACAAGGCUGCAGUGGAAAGAGCCCAGCAGCGCCCCCUGCUGGAUGAUCCACAGCUGGUCUCGAGAGCUCUGAUAGACGUGGCCAAACAUCUGGGCAACCUGACCUUCAACAUCUGGAACAAGAUGAAAGAGAUGGUCUCCUACACUCCUGUGAUUCUGGAUCCAAACUCUGCUCAUCCAGAAUUUAUCCUGUCUGAAGAUCUGACCAGUGUGAGAUUCGGGGAGAAACAGAAAAUUCCUGACAAUCCAGAGAGGUUUGAUUCCUUCAUCUCUGUCCUGGCUUCUGAGGGCUUUAACUCAGGGAUUCAAAGCUGGGAGGUUGAGGUUGGAGACAGUCCAGCCUGGGUUCUGGGUGUGGCAGCAGAGUCUGUCCAGAAGAAGGGAGACAUGGCCUUACAGUCUGGAUUAUGGAGAAUACUGUAUUAUCAAAACGAAUACACAGCAUGCUCACUACCAGGUCCAGACACUGUUGUAUCAUUGAAGAAGAAGCUCCAGAGGAUCAGGGUUCAUCUGGACUGGAACAGAGGAAAACUGUCAUUCUCUGAUCCUGAUACUAACACACACAUACACACCUUCAUACACACUUUCAGUGACAAGUUGUUUCCCUACUUAAACACUAAUGGAAAAUUGCCACUGAAAAUAUUACCAGUGAAGGACUCUACAGAAAGCAAAGUGUACAGUAGCAGUUGGUGGCCUUUCAGUUGA
This is a messenger RNA of Xiphias gladius (swordfish), 1431 nucleotides long. Its product is annotated as nuclear factor 7, brain-like. The record is from RefSeq and is a predicted model, not a curated record. Gene Ontology annotation, molecular function: protein binding; zinc ion binding. The coding region runs from base 1 to 1431 and encodes 476 amino acids. Lineage: Eukaryota; Metazoa; Chordata; Actinopteri; Istiophoriformes; Xiphiidae. The transcript has a single exon.